Molecule: messenger RNA, 321 nt
Organism: Penicillium samsonianum
Lineage: Eukaryota; Fungi; Ascomycota; Eurotiomycetes; Eurotiales; Aspergillaceae
Exons: 2
Coding region: 1-321 (106 amino acids)
Source: RefSeq, a predicted model, not a curated record
AUGUCCAACGAACAAAACCCCGGACUCCUCGGCGGCCUAGGCGAUACCUUGGGCAAGACAGUCGGCGGCGUGACAAACACAGUAGGCAGCACAGUCGGCGGCCUCGGCUCAACCGUGGGCGACGCAACAUCCGGCCUGGGGCAGACCGUCUCGGGCGCGACGGAGGGGGUCGGUAAUACAACGAAGGGCGCCGGACAGGGCGUGCAAAGCGGUGUUUCUAGUCUUGGUGGGCAGAAGCAGACUGGAGAUAAGCAAAGCGGUGUUUCUAGUGUUGGGGGACAGAAGCAGACUGGAGAUAACCCGCUUGGGCUGAACAAAUAG